CCAGUGUAUCUUGAAAAGAUACGUCGGUCGCGAUGCAGGUUGUCGGCGGGCCACAGGAAGAGCGGUCGCGGCGGCUCAUGCGUGACCCGAUGAUGGACGCACCGACGAAAGAGAGAGAAUUCGUCGUUCCUGUAGACUUUCGCAUGCAGGAGGAGACGUAUCAGGAGAAGUUUGCGGCGCAGCACGAAGAAAUCACGUUCCUCAAGACGUACAUUGAAAAGUUGUUGAACCAGCUCCGUCGCGUGCUGGUGAAGCACAACGAGUUAGAGCAGCUCCAAACCCUUUGUGAUCCCACGACAACACAUGUUGCCGACGAUGGUGAGGACUCCAUGACGCCUCCUCCUUGGUUUACGUCCAAGGAGUACAUGAGUCCGUUGUUCGCAGCGUACGAAGGCCGCAUCAAGGAACUGGAAUCCACGUGCGACAAGCACCGCAAGGACCUCGACGCAUUCGUUGCCCACGCAACGUCGCUCACGUCCGAGAACGACCGAUUGAAUCAGGAACUCACGACGGCGCUGGAGAAGCUCAUCAUGCAUGCCGAGGCGCCUUCUUCUGGAGGCCGCGGGUCGUCCGACUUCUUUGCCACGUUGACACCCGUCGACUCGACAGCCGACCAGCUAGCCGAAAUGAACGAGCGGCUGGACUUUCUCAUGUCUGAGAACAACUUGUUGGCGGAGCAGCGGUCCCUCGUCGAGACCGAGCUGGACGAGUGCCAGCGCGACAUUCACGACCGCGACGACCAGCUGCUGGCCAUGAGUCACAACUUCAACCAGGCGACGGUGGCCAUCCAGGAACUGCGCGACUCGUGCGAUCACUUGAAGCUGGAAAAGCAAAAGUGCGAAGUGCAAGUGCAGCAGUUUGCAGCCACGAUCGCCCAGUUGGAGGCCCAGAAAGAAACCAUCGCCAGUCGCGUCACGGGGCUACAAGCAAACGUCGCCACGUACUUGAACCAAAUUGAAGAGUACGAACGCACAAUCAGCAACGUCAAGGCGGCGUCCGAGCAAAAGCAAUUGCUCGUCACGAAGCGGUACCAGGGCGUGUGUGAACGGCUGCGGGAGCUCACGACGGCAUUGGAUGCCAAGCACAAGCAAGUUGACGAGUGGCAAGAGCGGCAUCGCGGGGUGGUUUCCGAGUUGGAUUUGGUCAAGCACGACUGCGAGGCUAUGGUCAAGGUGAUGCAGAACAUGGAGAAGCAACUGAAUGAGUACGCCGCGCGGGAAGAGGCCGUGGCGGAGCUGGAACGGUCGACUGUGCACAAGGCACAUGAGGCGGCGUUGGAGCGCGACCAGGCGUUGGCAAAGGAGGCGCAGUGUCGGCGGGAGAUUGCACGACUGCUGGAGCAAAAGCAGCUCGCUGCGUCCGAGUAUCUGAAGGCCACAGACAGCGCCGUGGACAAACUCCGCCGCAAAUUAGAGGGCGAGGUUCAGCACCGCGCAGACGAACUCAAGCACGCCCAGGCGGUCAUUGUAACGCUCAAGAUGCAACUGGAGACGGCGUUCCGAACGCAACAAGAUGCGGAAAAACACGUCCAAGAGUGUGUGGCACAGGGGGAAACUCGCCAUCAAGUGUUUCUCGAUCAACACAAGCAACUGGCGGAUCGUGUGGCAGUUGCCGAGCAACUUCGUGACGAAGCGGUGGCGGCAGAGUCGCGGCUGGCGUCCGUGUUGGCGGCCAAGGACGGCCAGUUUCAGAAAACGGUGGCGGAGUUGCAGGACAAGCUAGCGGUCGAGCACGAGCACUUGAGUGGGCUGCAGAGGGAGCUGGACGUGCGGCGAUCCGAGAUCCGGGAAGCCCUCGAGUCGAACGCAGCCAAAGACAAGCAAGUCGCAUGCCUUACAAAGGAAGUCGCGGACGUUCGAAGUGAGUGGAACCAAAAGCACAAGUACCAGCUGGACAUGUACUCGCAGCAGGUUCGGGACCUCAAGGCGCGGCUCGACAUGGCCGACGGCGAAGUGAUGAAACUCAAGCACGACAGUGCCAAGACGGAGCACGCGCUCCGGCUCGAGCACAGCCGCAUGGACGCCAAGUACAAGACAGAGCUCGAGGUCGCAAGCCACCGCGCGAGUCGGCUCAAGGACGACAAGACCCUCGUGGAAGCGCAUUUGUCCGACGUCCACGCCAAGCAGUCCCAGUACGCUACCAAGAUCAUUGGGCUUGAACAAGAGCUGGCCGAUGCACACGACCAAUGCAGUCAGUGGCAAAUGCAUGUGGACGAGGCCGAGCGCAAGAGCGCGGACGUCGCGGCUCAGCUCAAACUGGUGCUCGCGACCCAGCAACAGAACUUAAGGGCCGACGUCGAGCUCAAGUCGGCGUUGGAUCGCGUAAAACUGGAAAAGGCGCGGCUCGAGCGCGAAGUGGCGGUACGGUUUGCAUUAGAGGAAGGUCAUGCAAGGAGGUUUGUAGGUGCUGCGGAAAAGUCUAGAGGAUCUGCGACAGCGCCCCAAGGACCCCCUCCCCCCGCAUCACAAUUCGAGUGCGUUCUUGCUGCCUAUGGCAGUGGACAAGGUCGGCAUGUAGAUGCUGUUACUAGACAGGUCACUUUGCUAUGGAGACACUGUUAUGCACGAUGAUAAUGCAUGGGCCUUGCAUACUCCAAGUGUACCCUAUCAUCAUGGCGGUGUUGCUGUGUAAAUAUAACAUGUGCCUGUUGAAGAUCGUG
Molecule: messenger RNA, 2659 nt
Organism: Aphanomyces astaci
Lineage: Eukaryota; Oomycota; Saprolegniomycetes; Saprolegniales; Verrucalvaceae
Exons: 13
Coding region: 33-2570 (845 amino acids)
Biological process (GO): cilium assembly; clustering of voltage-gated sodium channels
Cellular component (GO): centriole
Source: RefSeq, a predicted model, not a curated record